This is a messenger RNA of Cladophialophora yegresii CBS 114405, 873 nucleotides long. RefSeq lists its product as uncharacterized. The transcript has a single exon. The record is from RefSeq and is a predicted model, not a curated record. The coding region runs from base 1 to 873 and encodes 290 amino acids. NCBI's taxonomy places the organism in Eukaryota, Fungi, Ascomycota, Eurotiomycetes, Chaetothyriales, Herpotrichiellaceae.
AUGGCCGCAGCCUUUCUGCUGUCGCUCCCUGAUGCGGACGGCUCAACUCUCCCCGAACUGCCGCCCAACCGGUACUUUGACGAUCUCUCCACUGUCGAUGAGUUACUUGAGCACAGUUCUCCGGUUAGUGAUGGUCGGGCAGACGUGAGCGCGUCGCUGCAUUUGUCGACAUCCGGCGCAAGUACGCUCAAGUUCCCAUCCACGGCUCCAAGUCAGACAUUGCCCCUUCAAGCCAAGCCAGUGGAGAAUCAUGCUUCACCGUCUAUCACAACGUCAUCUGCAAGCAGGUCCAGGUCUGCACCCACGACUGACGAAAUUGUCCAGCUGAUUCUGAUCAACGAGGUGCGCGCCGCCGAAGAGAGAUUGGAUGCCGAUCAGAGGGCGCUCGAAAGAAAAACAGAGAUGAUCGAGGAAGCCUGGCGAGCGGAAAAGGUGACGUUGGAUCAAGAACGGUGGGUCUUGGCGGUCGAGAAGCAGCGUCUGGCGCGAAGAGAAGAGGACCUGACGCAAGGAGAAAGGGACCUGUCACAGAGAGAAAAGGACGUGUCGCUAAGAGAGCAAUCUCUCCAGGAGAACACGGACAAGCUGCAAGUGGCUCAAGCCAUCUUCAGGGAGCAAAAAGACGAAUUUGAGCAGGAGGAGCAGCAGCAGCAGCAGCAGCAGCGUGCCAGGACCCAAAGAAUACGUGAGCUCAUGUGGGGGGCAAGCGAGGAGGAAGUUACUCUGGUUAUGACCAUACUUCUCCUUUGCCUGGCAACGCGAGGCUCUUCCACCGAUAUCUUGGAGCGUCUCAAUCUACUCGGUCUGGCAGCCCUUGAUAUGCUGCAUAACCAUGUCUCACGUCGAAACGUCCGCUACGAUCGUCAAGCGUGA